AGUCAGAUUUGGUUUCAUUGCAAUGCAAUAGCGUUAUUCUGCUAACUGUGUUAGUAGUUAGCAUAUACUAACACGGUGAGAUGAGAAGCCACGUAGGCGAGCCGCGAUCGGACGGUGGAGUGGAAGAAGAGCAGCUUGUGGCUCGGCUGAACCAAGCCUCUUCCGUUUUUUUUUUACAAUUAAAAAAAAACAACCUUUUCAUUUAUGUUUCAUUUUCUUUUCUCUCUCCAUCAUUUCAUUUUCCUUUCUCUCCCACUCUCCAAAACUGCUCUCUUCUGUUCUUCUUCUUCUUCUUCCUCUCUCUCUCCCAAAUAAUUCAAAAUACCUCUCGACAACGACAGGUGUGAGAAACACGACGCCGGCGACGAGGGAUACAGGCAGGAAGAAGACGGCGGUGCUUGGCAACGCCGGUAGCGGUGCUUGAAGAAAGACGAAGUCGGCCGAGCAAGAAGGAAGACAUCGACGCUAGUAGCGCGAGUAAGACGACUACACCAGCUGCGAAGAGAAGAAAUUUUUUGAGGUGUUUUGGA
This is a messenger RNA of Linum tenue, 530 nucleotides long. The record is from the annotation of a GenBank genome assembly. NCBI's taxonomy places the organism in Eukaryota, Viridiplantae, Streptophyta, Magnoliopsida, Malpighiales, Linaceae.